Cylindrotheca closterium is the source of this 330-nucleotide messenger RNA. The record is from the annotation of a GenBank genome assembly. NCBI's taxonomy places the organism in Eukaryota, Bacillariophyta, Bacillariophyceae, Bacillariales, Bacillariaceae.
AUGGCAAACAUGGUCAUCGGGAGAGACCAGCUUUCAAAGAACGUUGGAGAACUCACUGUUUUCACAGCGACUUUGGGCAGACGUUGGGUUUCCAGAGUAAUCAGCUCCAAUCUUGCCGGAUUGGACUCUGAGGAAUCAAUUACAAAUUCCACCGACAAGACCUACGAACUGCUCUCCAAGACCUUGGCAGCCGUCAAAGAGAGUAACAAGACGACUAGGACCUCCAUGGAAUCGCUUUCGGAGGCAGUGGUAGCGGGUGUCAGAAAUAUAAGAAUACAACUAGCUGUGGGUGCCUCAACACCCCAAUUUCUUGAUUCUCUCCUGAAAUAG